Molecule: messenger RNA, 369 nt
Organism: Knipowitschia caucasica
Lineage: Eukaryota; Metazoa; Chordata; Actinopteri; Gobiiformes; Gobiidae
Source: the annotation of a GenBank genome assembly
AUGACCUCGGCUGAAGACUCGGGCUUUGUGACCCGGGUUCUGAAUGAGGCCCAGUGUUUGAGGACCCUCGGAGGCCGGGACCGUCUCGUGCUCUGGAGACGUCCUGCUGUUUUAUCCACUCGGUUGUCAUCGACUUUGACCUCUCAGGAACAGCCUUCGCCGAGUCUCACAGAGGGUUUUUGUGCUUCUCCGGGGGACAGACUCUGGUUUGAGGUCCCUCGCGUCCCGCCAUCACCUGCUCACACUCCGGUUUCCAUGACGACCCAGCACCAGGGCCCCCGUCCCCGGGCUCACGGGGGGUUCGCCUCCGCCACAGGGACCGGGGCCGAACGCCGCAGUCUCACCGUGUUUCCCAAAAGCAGAGACUAA